AUGACAUCUCGAAGCAACGAGCCAAGCGAAAAAUUGCACGGAAGUCAAAUAGAAGUAUGCCGUCACACGCAAAGCUCGAAGUGGUAUUCUCUCAAACCUAAACGUUCAGCAGAUAGUAGCUUAGAUAGAACUUCUCAUGAGAAAAGCAGUCGUCAGACACACAAACAUUAUUGCAUCAUGGUAUCACCGAAAAAGCUAACUCUUGAUGUUAUUAAUGAACAUUUAACCUGUCGGCUUUGUUCAGGUUAUCUGAUCGAUGCAUGGACCAUCAACGAAUGUUUACACUCAUUCUGUCGUCCAUGUAUAUUUUCAUAUUUUAAUGAUCAGGAUGAAAACACCACGUGUCCAGUAUGUUCAACAGUUCCGCAUCCAGCUAAUCCACUACUCGGCAUAACGAAAGAUUGUUGGUUGCAACAGAUUGUUUACAAAUUAGUUCCAUCGCUAUUUAAACGCGAAAUGUGUCAACGUCGAAUGUUUUACGAUUCGAAUCCUGAAAGUAAAACGAAAUUGAUCGACCAAUAUACGAAAACUCACGCGUCACAAAUGGGCUGUCGAGAAGAAGAGCUCGGCGAAUUAAGUGAACGAUGUUUAUUCCAACAAAAGGAUCGAUUAAAUAAUAAGGAAAUUGUUUACAUUACACUCGAAUAUAAUCAAACACAUGAAAUGUAUUUUCUUGAAUGUUCAUCAAACAUGCCUAUUAGUAUAUUGAAACAAUAUUUAAAAAAAGUCUUACCACUCUCGAAACGAACACGAUAUCAAAUUGAUAUAUUAUACGAUCAUAAAGUUUUGUUGGAUAGUUUAAUAUUGAAUCAUAUCAGUGCAUGGAAAGGAAACCAAUCGGAAAAACAGAAGCAGUUACAUUUAUACUACCAAGUGAUUGUGAUCGAACGCGAAGAACCUGGAAAUGAAGAACAAGAUACAACGGUUCUUCAGCCAGUUACAAAUACUAUCGAACCGAAACCUCCGGCAUUUAUUCGUUCGGCGAAUAUUUAUAAUCAUAUUAAUCCGAGUACAUUUGUGCAUACAACACCAUUUACACCAGCGGAAGCUCGAACAAUUAGUUUGAAUAAUUCUGCUACUGAACAACUACAGGGAAAUGAAACUGUCGAACUCAUCAAACCGAAAGAAUGUACAUUACUUGACUGUAAAACCAUGACAAUAACGACGCCGAUUCACUAUUCCAUGAAUCCACUCAAUGAGCUUUCAAAGUCAAAGAAAAGAUUGAAAAAACCGAAUAGCAAUGACCAACCAUCAACGAAAAAGCCUAAAACUGAAAAGAAAAAGAAGAUUAAAGAAGAACAAAAGCUCAUUCCAAUAGCACCAGCGAAUCCUCCAAUAACUCCGUCGGAAAAUGAAAAUCCAAAUGAAAUCGUCGAACAAAAGCAACUUUCGUAUUCGGAAGUUAUCCAAGAAGCAAAUAAACUUCUUGCAGCUGAUGAGCCACUGACACCGAACAAUAAUCCUUCAACAUCAGCACCAGUAUCUCUAACAAAUCCAACAACAACGCGUCUAACAAAACCAAUCGCCACUGUUUCACCGCUUCAUACAUCAAAGAACAAUCACAAUCGAGUAUUGGAAAAGUCUGAUGAAGAUCAAUUGAUGGAUCUGUCGAAAUCCAAUGUGAUAUCGGCUGAGAUUCCGAUCAAAUCAGAACCAAAAAAACGCUCGCGACAAAACUCUUCUUCCACCACUCGAACAAAAGUAUCUCGACAUUCAAACAAAUCUACUAAUGACGAAGGAACUGAUCUUUCGAAAUCAAUAAAGAAAACGCCUUCAAGUCAAUUUUUACCGCCACCAAUGCUACCACCUCCGUCACAGCAACAAAUGUUUCAAAAUCUAUUUCACACAUUUCAAAAUCAAGCGAACUACUGGCCAAUGAGUCCUUGGCCAGUACCGCCGCCUAUUGCACUUAUGGGUGAUCCUCGGAACUACUAUGCACAACCAUGGCAUGCACCACCUCCAACACCGUCUUCGCAAGCAUCACUUGGUCAGGGUCCGAAGGAUCUUAGUUCAGCAAGUUUACACGAUUUUAUCAAUGAAACGUCAAAUCCUGUUUUUCCUCUACCACCAUCAUCAGCAUUAUUAAGUCCUGCAUCGAAUUUUUCCCGUACACCUUCAGCAAACUCUCUACACCUUCAGCAUUCAACGAAUCGACAUCGACCGACUGCAUUAAAUGGAACACUGUCCUAA
Molecule: messenger RNA, 2190 nt
Organism: Adineta ricciae
Lineage: Eukaryota; Metazoa; Rotifera; Eurotatoria; Adinetida; Adinetidae
Source: the annotation of a GenBank genome assembly